AAGACAACAUGCGCAAGUUAUUCUCGAAGUAGUAGCCGUACGAGUUGGUCGUGUUACUUAAAAAUACGAACUAUAUUCGCCUAUGCUUGGGAUACUACGUUUGUACCGAAGGAUUAAUACAGGCAGCAUCAGGGCGACAUAUAAUCAAUAAUAUCGAGUCAAUUAUCCUGUGAAUCUAGAAACUUUUUUCUUUAAAUAAGUUCCAAUUUAACAAUCGUCAUUUAUUUCGAAUCAAAAAGUGAGCAGCUAACAAAGUCGAAGGAAUUAUUGAAUACAUGGCAGAACCGUGGCAACCUCCACCUGGUCAAGGUUUGUAUGAUCCCAGUUUAGAAAAAGAGGCAUGUGGUGUAGGAUUUAUAGCAGCUAUAGAUGGUCAGCGGUCUUACAAAAUUGUGCAAGAUGCCCAGCGUCUGGCUAUUGCUAUGAACCACAGAGGAGCAUGCGCCUGUGAUAACGAUACUGGAGAUGGUGCUGGAGUUUUAACAGCCAUACCACACGAGUAUUAUUAUGCAAUUUUAAGAGAUGAGCAAAGUAUUACAAUUCCCGCAUUUGGAAAAUAUGCAACUGGCAUAUUCUUCCUGGAUAAAUUGCAUCAUCAAGAGUCCGAGAAAAAGUUCGAAGCUCUUGCAGACGAGCUUCAAAUGAAAGUUCUCGCGUGGCGGACAGUGCCUAUUAACAAUUCCACCAUUGGACAAGUUGCCAAAAAUUCCGAACCCUUUAUGCGCCAGGUAUUCAUUACAUUCAAAAAUGACGAUAAUUCUUUAACCGAAGAGCAAUUGGAUGUUCAAUUCUUCAUUCUUCGUAAAAGAGCGAGCCACACCAUUCCAGCGCCAGGAAGACGCUUCUAUAUCUGCUCCCUUAGUCGAAAGAUAAUUGUUUAUAAAGGUCAAUUAACAUCAGAACAAUUGUGGACCUACUUUGACGAUCUUAAAAACCCAUUGUACGAUACCUAUUUGGCUUUAGUACACACGAGAUUUUCGACAAAUACAUUUCCCAGUUGGGAGAGGGCUCAUCCUCUAAGAAUGAUUGCACAUAACGGGGAAAUUAACACAUUAAGAGGAAAUGUGAAUUACAUGAAAGCUAGAGAGGGUGUAAUGAAAAAUGAAGAAUUUGGAGACAAAUUGCAGACACUUUAUCCCGUAGUAGAGCCCAAUUUAUCUGACAGUGGUUCUGUUGAUUGUGUUCUAGAAUUCCUUGUGAGAGUUGGAAAAAGACCAUUACCAGAGGCAAUCAUGACAAUGGUCCCUGAAGCCUGGCAAAACGAUUUAACAAUGUCCCAGGAAAAAAGAGACUACUACCAUUGGGCAGCUUGCACUAUGGAGCCUUGGGAUGGUCCCGCUCUUAUUUCGUUUACUGAUGGUCGCUAUAUUGGGGCCAUUUUAGACAGGAACGGUUUAAGACCAUCAAGAUUUUACGUUUGCAAGGGAAAUAUUCUAGUAAUGGCAAGUGAAGUAGGAGUUUAUGAUGUUGACCCAGCCGAUGUAAUACACAAAAGCCGUCUGAAACCUGGACGUAUGUUAUUAAUUGAUACGCAAGAAAAGAAAUUCAUUCAAGACGUCGACAUCAAGAACCACAUAGCGCAAUCAAGAGAACAUUCCAAGUGGCUUAAGGAAAAGAUGAUCACAAUGGAAGAAUUACGCGAAGCCCACACAAAAGCAGGAUAUCCUGAAAAGCCCAAAUAUCAACCCAGUGGAUUGGCCGAUCCCCGCCUCUCCCUCUACGGAUAUACCACGGAAACAAUCCACAUGCUACUUUUGCCUAUGAUUAAUAACAAAAAAGAAGCCCUGGGGAGUAUGGGUAAUGAUGAACCAUUAGCUUGUCUUUCUGAAUUUGCCCCUUUGACAUACAACUAUUUUAAACAACUCUUUGCGCAAGUUACGAAUCCACCAAUCGAUCCCUUCAGAGAAAAAAACGUAAUGUCGUUACAGUGUCCCAUUGGACCCGAGGCCAAUAUUUUACAACCUAGUGCAAAUCAGGUUCAUCGGUUGUGGUUGAAGCAACCUAUUCUUUCCAUCGCGGAUAUUGAUGUGUUGAAAAAGACUGCUCACAGGGGUUGGUGUUCUUACACAAUCGACGCAACUUUCCCUGCAUCCGACUGUCCAAAAGGACUUACUCCACGACUCAAUGCUAUUUGUGAAGAAGCUGAGAAAGCCAGUUGGAAUCAUCAAAUAAUUAUAAUAUCCGACCGAAAUGCUGGUGCGGAUAGAAUUCCAAUUAGCAGUUUGCUUGCACUUGGGGCAAUUCACCACCACUUAAUCGAAACACGUGCCAGAAUGAAGGUGGCUCUAAUUAUCGAAAGUGGAGAAGCUCGAGAAGUACAUCAUAUUUGUGUACUUCUGGGCUACGGCGCUGAUGCUAUCUGUCCUUACCUAGCCAUGGAACUAGCAGCUAGUCUUAGAGAUCAGGGAAUUCUCGACUGUUCCUUAACGGAUGAAGUCAUUUACCAAAACUAUGCCCAAGCCAUGCAAACAGGCAUCAAUAAAGUAAUGGCCAAAAUGGGAAUAUCCACGUUACAGUCAUAUAAAGGAGCCCAAAUUUUCGAGGCUGUCGGUCUUGCAGAGGAGGUCAUAGAAAAAUGUUUCAAAGGAACUCCAUCACGGAUUGGCGGUGUCACUCUAGAACUUUUAGCUGGAGAAUCGUUUCAAAGACACCACAAUACUUACUGUUUAAAUGUCGAUAGCUACGUGCUCAGAGAUCCUGGCAAUUAUCAUUGGAGAGCCGGUGGAGAAAAGCAUAUUAACGACCCAGCUAGCAUUGCAGCAUUACAGGAAGCAGCAACAUUAAACAAUAAAACCGCAUACGAGAAAUUCAAAGAAGCUACAAUGGAAUCGGUUAAGAAUUGCAUGUUGCGUGGACGAUUGCAAUUACGAACCUUAGAUCAGCCACUUUCGUUAGACGAAAUAGAGUCUGCAGCAGAAAUAGUGAAACGUUUUGCUACUGGUGCUAUGAGUUUUGGUUCCAUUAGCAUUGAAGCUCACGAAACAUUAGCAAUUGCGAUGAAUAAGGUUGGCGGUAAAAGUAAUACUGGUGAAGGAGGUGAAGACGAAGAGCGUUACUUAAACCCCAAAAGACGAUCUGCGAUUAAACAGGUUGCCUCAGGAAGAUUUGGUGUCACUUCGUCCUAUUUAGCCCACUCUGACGACUUACAGAUUAAAAUGGCUCAAGGUGCUAAACCUGGAGAAGGAGGAGAAUUACCAGGUUACAAGGUAUCUCCGGAUAUAGCAAAGACACGUCAUUCUAUUCCAGGGGUGGGUCUGAUCUCACCACCUCCCCACCACGACAUCUAUUCCAUCGAAGAUUUGGCUGAGCUGAUUUAUGACUUGAAAUGUGCUAAUCCUGACGCUAGAAUAUCCGUGAAACUUGUAUCUGAGGUUGGAGUAGGAGUUGUGGCCUCAGGGGUAGCCAAAGGUAAAGCAGAGCACAUAACAGUAUCUGGACACGAUGGAGGCACAGGUGCCAGCUCAUGGACAGGUAUUAAACAUUCAGGACUUCCAUGGGAACUUGGAAUUGCCGAGACACACCAAGUUUUAACUCUUAACAACUUAAGAUCUCGAGUUGUUUUGCAAGCUGAUGGACAAAUUAGAACAGGCUUCGACGUUGUUAUAGCAGCUUUACUAGGAGCAGACGAGAUUGGUUUCAGUACAGCUCCUCUCAUUGUAAUAGGUUGCACAAUGAUGCGAAAGUGCCACUUAAAUACCUGCCCUGUUGGAGUUGCUACUCAAGAUCCAAUUCUUCGCAAAAAAUUCAAAGGGGCUCCUGAACAUGUAAUAAACUAUUUAUUUAUGCUUGCAGAGGAGGUCAGACAACAUAUGGCGUCUUUAGGGGUUCGCAAAUUUCAAGAGCUCAUAGGUCGAACUGACCUAUUGAAAGUAUCUGAUCAAGGAUUACCAAAAGCUAAGUUACUUAACUUAAGCCUGAUAUUACAAAAUGCAUUGCAUAUGAGACCUGGUGUGAACAUCGUCGGGGGUUCUGUAAGUCAAGAUUUCCAACUAGAACAACGACUAGACAAUCAAUUAAUUGAAAAGUCAAAAGGUGUAAUUGAUGGUAUCGAGAAAGAGAUUACAAUUGAAAUGAACAUCCAUAAUGAGUGCAGAGCUUUCGGAUCGACAUUAAGCUAUCAUAUUUCAAAGAAAUACCAUGAAGAGGGAUUACCAGAAGGACAGAAAAUUAAUAUAUUUUUAAAAGGUUCUGCAGGUCAAAGCUUUUGCGCCUUUUUGACAAAAGGAAUAACAUGCACUUUAGAAGGUGAUGCUAACGAUUAUGUGGGCAAAGGUCUAUCAGGUGCUACGAUAAUUAUCUAUCCACCAAAAACAUCUCAGUUCGAAUCACACCUUAAUGUCAUAGCAGGUAACGUAUGUCUUUAUGGAGCAACAAGUGGCCGAGUUUAUAUGCGAGGAAUUGCUUCUGAACGCUUUGCUGUUCGAAACUCUGGAGCCAUUGCAGUUGUUGAAGGUGUAGGCGAUCACGGAUGUGAAUACAUGACAGGCGGAAUUGUACUUAUUUUAGGUUUAACUGGAAGAAAUUUUGCGGCUGGUAUGUCGGGAGGUUUGGCAUUUGUAUGGGAUUUGGAUGGCUCAUUUCCAAACAAAUGCAAUAAAGAAAUGGUGGAGCUUUGUAAACUAGACGAGAGAGAAGACGUCGAAUUAGUCCGAAAGCUUUUACAUGAAUUCAGAGACUUAACCGGAAGCGUUAUCGCAGACCAGCUGAUUAAAGAAUUCCACCAGCGCAUUAAAGAAUUUGUUAAAGUCUUCCCGUAUGAAUACCAAAGGGUAAUUAAAGAAAAAGAAAACGCAGUUGAACAACUACAAAAGGUGCCAAAUGGUGAACCGAAGAUUCAAGACAUCGAAGAUUCUGUUGCCGAUAUAACUUUAGAACAAAAGAAAGCAGAACGCGCAUUAGACAAAAUAAGAGGUUUUAUGAAAUAUCCUCGCGAGACAAGUGUUUAUAGGCCUCCUGAGAAACGAAUGAAAGACUGGGAUGAAAUUUAUAAUUUCCCUCACGUACGUAAAGGCUUAAGGGUUCAAGCAGCCCGAUGUAUGGAAUGUGGUGUUCCCUUCUGCCAAUCAAAUGUUCACGGCUGUCCUUUAGGAAAUAUCAUUCCUAAGUGGAACCUUCUUAUCUUCCAAAAUCAAUGGCGCCAAGCCUUAAACCAACUUUUGCAAACAAACAAUUUCCCAGAGUUUACUGGGCGUGUCUGUCCUGCUCCAUGUGAAGCUGCUUGCGUGCUAGGUAUUUCCGAACCUAGUGUAACGAUCAAAAACAUCGAAUGCUCUAUUAUAGAUCAUGCCUUCGAACAAGGUUGGAUAGUCCCACAAAUACCUCCCAUUAGAACGGGAAAACACGUGGCCGUUGUAGGAAGUGGACCUUCCGGAUUAGCUUGUGCACAACAGCUUAAUAAAGCUGGUCAUAAUGUUACUGUAUUUGAAAGAAAUGAUAGAAUUGGAGGACUCCUUCAGUAUGGCAUUCCAACCAUGAAGCUUAGCAAAACCGUUGUUCAAAGAAGAGUUGACCUUUUAGCAGCCGAAGGUAUUACAUUUAAAAUAAAUGUAAACGUUGGCAAGGAUAUCAGUGCCAAAGAAUUAUCUGAAGAUUUUGAUGCUGUGGUCCUUUGUACAGGAGCGACGUGGCCUAGGGAUCUACCCUUACCAGGUCGUCAAUUAGGAGGAAUUCAUUUUGCCAUGGAAUUCCUAGAAAGCUGGCAAGCCAAACAGUUGGGUGGUAACAAGCCAGGUCCAUUGGCCAAAGAUAAACAUGUGAUUAUAAUAGGAGGGGGUGACACUGGUUGUGACUGUAUUGCAACAUCCUUAAGGCAAGGUGCUGCUUCGAUUACAACAUUCGAAAUUUUACCAGAGCCAGGACCACAAAGAAGCAAGGAUAAUCCAUGGCCACAGUGGCCUAGAAUCUUUAAAUUAGACUACGGCCACGAAGAGGUAAAAGUCCGUUUUGGCAAAGAUCCUCGUAUUUUUAAUAUCAUGACAAAAGAAUUCAUUGACAAUGGGCAUGGUCAUAUUGAAGGAGUUCGUACAGUAUUAGUUGACUGGAAGAAAGACGAAUCUGGUCGUUGGCAAAUGGAAGAGAGACCUAAUUCUGAAAAAGUUUACAAAGCAGACCUGGUACUUCUCGCAAUGGGUUUUCUAGGUCCGGAAAGACAAAUAGCUGAUCAAUUAGACCUAACAUUAGAUGCAAGAUCAAAUUUCAAUUGCAAAGAUUACAGAACUAACAGGGAAAACGUCUUUGCAGCAGGAGAUUGUCGACGAGGCCAGUCCUUAGUUGUUUGGGCAAUUUCAGAGGGUCGACAAGCUGCUAGACAAGUGGAUGUUUACUUAAGCAAAGAAUCUGUAUUAUCAGGCGCAGGAGGGAUAAUCCAACCGAAUCAAAUAUCGCUGUUGUGCACAGUUUAAGCUGUAUUGAGACGUAGUUCAUCUUUUCUAAGCUGAUUGGUAGAUACUAAUUCUUUAUCGUUUUCAUUUAAUGGAAACGCCCACGGUAAUUCCCUUCUUACAAUUAGUUGUACAACGAAAGUAAUCCGCUUUAUAAUAGUUUUUACUUGGACAUUUAUUGCGUCGAUUUUUAACAUCUACUUAAUUAUUAUCUAAUUGUUUAUACUUAAAUCUUGUUUGUUGAAAACGAGCGUAUUUAUUAUUUGAAAUUCUCAUUGUUUGAGAAAUGGUUUGAUUAUAACUGUGGCUGGUACCAGUUGUAAGAUCAGAGCAAAUCGUUGAUGGCUUUUUGUUGUCCCUGUAUUAAACGUAAAGUUGACGAUAAAUUUGUCUCGGUCGGCGAAGUAGUUUUGUACUGAACUCCGACUCUCGACCGAAGCAACUUUUCCAAGACAAUAAUAAAUAAAACGCUACGUAAUGUGAUUUCUAGAUGUUGUUGAAGACUGUAAAAUCAAUUUUUUUCUUUAGAAGUACUGUUGAGAUAUUUAUGAAACGUAUUCGCACUUUAAAUAAAUUCGAAUCGUAUUAUACAAUAGUUGUUAAUAUACAAUAAAUGUUGCAAAUCAA
Molecule: messenger RNA, 7007 nt
Organism: Agrilus planipennis (emerald ash borer)
Lineage: Eukaryota; Metazoa; Arthropoda; Insecta; Coleoptera; Buprestidae
Product: glutamate synthase [NADH], amyloplastic
Exons: 27
Coding region: 276-6401 (2041 amino acids)
Molecular function (GO): iron ion binding; iron-sulfur cluster binding; glutamate synthase (NADH) activity
Source: RefSeq, a predicted model, not a curated record